Molecule: messenger RNA, 2661 nt
Organism: Drosophila busckii
Lineage: Eukaryota; Metazoa; Arthropoda; Insecta; Diptera; Drosophilidae
Gene: Lgr1
Product: lutropin-choriogonadotropic hormone receptor
Exons: 18
Coding region: 111-2558 (815 amino acids)
Biological process (GO): G protein-coupled receptor signaling pathway
Cellular component (GO): membrane
Molecular function (GO): G protein-coupled receptor activity; protein binding; protein-hormone receptor activity
Source: RefSeq, a predicted model, not a curated record
CAUGUCGAAGAUGCCAAAUUUAAUAAUAUUUGAUGCGCUACUGCUAAGCCACAGUGAAUGGGCAGCCUGUGUUUAUUAAGAUUUAAUUAAAGCAACAAUUAUUAAUAAACAUGCAGCUCAAUUGCAUGGAAAAUCAAAUUAGUUGUUUAUUACUGCUGCUGCUGCUGCUGCUGGCAGCUUCAAUGAAUGGGCAGAACAUUAGCAUAUUCGCGGACCCCAGCGCAUCCAACUGCUAUAACCAGCGCAGUGGCUUCAAUCUGUAUUCAAAUAUAUUGUCUACGGACAAUGUCAAUGUAACCGACCCACAUUUGUUAUUGGCACGCUCAGCUGCAUUAACUUUGCAGUCAACAGCGAAUGCAUCCGUUUGGAAAUGCUGCUGCUAUGAAGCAACUAAUCAAAAAGAGUUUGAGUGCCGCUGUGAGGGGGAGGCGCUAAAGCGUGUGCCACAGACAAUAAAAUAUCCCAUACAAAGGCUCACCAUAGCAGCUGCGGGCUUGCCGCGCGUACGCUCCACAGGAUUAAAGGUGUAUGCUGCGACAUUAAUGGACGUCGCCUUUAUCGAUUGUCUGCAGUUGGAGUUUAUAGAGAAUGGCGCAUUUGGGAAUUUAACUGUCCUUCGCACUAUUUACAUAUCAAAUGCGCCUAGAUUGACGUUCAUAACGCAGCAAGUAUUUGAAGAUGUUUCGGAAACUAUUGAAAAUAUACGCAUUAUCAACAGUGGCUUAACUAGCGUACCCGAUUUUAAGUUGCUACCGUCCAAUAUUAUUUUACAAAUGAUUGAUCUCGAUAAUAAUCACAUUUCUCGUAUUGACUCCAAGUCGCUUAACCUGAAGACUGCACAACUAAUUUUAGCAAAUAAUGACAUAGCCUAUAUAGAUGAGCAAGCGUUUGCUGGUUCCAAAAUUGCAAGACUCUCUUUAAAGGACAAUCGCAAUCUGCGCGAGAUACAUCCAAAUGCAUUCCAAGGCAUCUUAGAUAUAGGACAACUCGAUCUCUCAAGCACUUCGUUGGUAACGCUGCCAUCGGUGGGACUGCAAACCAUUGAGGAGCUGCUAAUUAUGCAUACGCAUACCUUGAAAACAAUACCAUCCAUUUAUAAUUUUAAGAACUUGGAGCGCGCACAUCUUACACACUCCUUUCACUGCUGCGCCUUUCGCUUUCCCUCGCGCCACGAUCCGCAACGACAUGCGCUACAAAUGGCGGAAAUGCAAAAAUGGCGUGACCAGUGCAAUGGCAAUGCAAGAAAAACUGCAGAAGAAACGAAUACGCAGCGUGUGCGCUUGAGUCGUGAUGCAGCUGAGCUAGGCGAGUCAACUGAUUUUCCUGGCGAGUUCUCGGCCAUAGCUGAUGAUUAUAUGGGCGAUGCCAACGUAGGCAUAUUUCAUGAGGAGAUUACCAUCAAUCGUGCAGACGAAGAGCUGGCUGAGUACUGCGGCAACUUUACUUUAAGAAAGCCAAUUAUCGAAUGCUUUCCGGUGCCGAAUGAAUUGAAUCCUUGUGAGGAUGUUAUGGGCUAUCAAUGGCUGCGCAUAGCUGUGUGGAUUGUUGUGGGCUUAGCUGUGGUGGGCAAUGUAGCUGUGCUAACUGUUAAUUUAUCAAUUAAAGCCGAAACUCCUACAGUGCCGCGCUUCUUAAUCUGCCAUUUGGCCUUUGCCGACUUGUGUUUGGGCCUCUAUCUGCUUUUUAUAGCCUCAAUCGAUGCACAUUCCAUGGGCGAAUAUUUUAAUUACGCCUUUGACUGGCAGUAUGGCUUGGGUUGCAAGGUUGCUGGCUUUUUAACUGUAUUUGCCACACAUUUGGGCGUUUUCACACUAACUGUCAUUACAAUUGAACGCUGGUUGGCCAUUACACACGCUUUAGAUUUAAAUCAGCGCAUACGAUUACGCGAUUCCUACAAAAUCAUGCUCGCUGGCUGGACCUACUCUAUAAUAAUGUCAUCAAUGCCGCUAUUCGGCAUAAGUAAUUAUUCAUCCACUAGCAUUUGUUUGCCUAUGGAGCGACGUGAUGUUUACGAUUCGCUGUAUUUAAUGUUGAUUUUGGGCUCCAAUUUCCUCGCCUUUUUAAUUAUUGCCAUUUGCUAUACACAAAUAUAUUUCUCACUGGAUCAAACUACACGCAAUGCACGGCAAACAAAUUCCGGAGAAAUGAGCAUUGCCAAGAAAAUGGCGCUAUUGGUAUUUACGAAUUUCACCUGCUGGGCGCCUAUUGCAUUCUUUGGCCUCACUGCUUUGGCUGGCUAUCCACUGAUAAAUGUAUCCGAAUCAAAGAUACUGCUUGUUUUAUUCUUUCCACUAAACGCUUGCGCUGAUCCCUAUUUGUAUGCUAUACUAACUUCACAAUAUCGCGACGAUCUUGUUACGCUUAUGUCCAAGCUGGGUCUCUGUCGUGCAGGCCUCCCAUUGAAGUAUAGAAACAGCAUUUCAAUGCAAGCUACCGCCUCUUCACAUUUGACUGUGCGUGGCUCCAUCGGCCGUCAGAGCUCGCUGGGAUAUAAAGGACAUCAGAUACUCGAGCCAGAGACGCAGAAGAUGCUAAAGAGCCAGGAGGCAUUUGUAUGAAUUCGCAGCAAGACUAUCGAACAGGGCAGCGUUGCCCAUCACUAGCAAGUAGAAACCAACCCCCAUGUACAAAAAAUACCAACUGCAAAAAUACCAGCAACUG